Closterium sp. Naga37s-1 is the source of this 879-nucleotide messenger RNA. NCBI's taxonomy places the organism in Eukaryota, Viridiplantae, Streptophyta, Zygnematophyceae, Desmidiales, Closteriaceae. The record is from the annotation of a GenBank genome assembly.
AUGUUGCAGAUCGCAUCCACUCCCCUCCACUCUCCCACUCUCCUUCCACUCCCCCUCGCCCCUGCUCUCCCCGCUCCCCCUCCCACUCUCCCUGCUCCCCCUCCCACUCUCCCUGCUCCCCCUCCCACUCUCCCUGCUCCCCCUCCCACUCUCCCUGCUCCCCCUCCCACUCUCCCUGCUCCCCCUCCCACUCUCCCUGCUCCCCCUCCCACUCUCCCUGCUCCCCCUCCCACUCUCCCUGCUCCCCCUCCCACUCUCCCUGCUCCCCCUCCCACUCUCCCUGCUCCCCCUCCCACUAAGUACCAGGCCACCCCUGCUCUCCCCGCACCUCACAUAGUUGCACCCUCCCUUGUUGCACCCUCCCUUGUUGCACCCUACUCCCCACUCCCCCUCGCCCCUGCUCCCCUCACCACUCUCCCUCUCCUCCGCCCCUGCUCCCCUCUCCACUCUCCUCCACCCCUGCUCUCCGUUCUCCCUCGCCCCUGCUCCCCCCACCACUCUCCCACUCCGCUGCUCCCCUCCACUCUCCCACUCCACUCUCCCACUCGCCCCUUCUCUCCAUUCUCCAUCACUCUCCUACUCUGCUCCCAGCCCCAUACUUGUACCAUACUGCAUGCUGUUCCUUCUAGCAGCAGCCCGCUGUUGCAUCCCACCCCCCCCCUCAUAGCAGCAGCAGCACCCCCUGUAACAGCACCACCCCUCAUAGCAGCAGCACCCCUCAUAGCAGCACUCCCCCUUGUAGAAGCAGCGAUCCCCCUUCUAGCAGCAGCACCCCUUGUCGCAGCAGCAGCACCCCUCUUAGCAGCAACCCCCCUUGUAGCAGCACCACCCCUCAUAGAAGCAGCACCACCCCUCUUACCAGAAGCACCCCCCUUGUAG